Messenger RNA from Engraulis encrasicolus (European anchovy), 2264 nucleotides. Its product is annotated as gastrula zinc finger protein XlCGF26.1-like. Gene Ontology annotation, molecular function: RNA polymerase II cis-regulatory region sequence-specific DNA binding; DNA-binding transcription factor activity, RNA polymerase II-specific. The coding region runs from base 453 to 2165 and encodes 570 amino acids. Gene Ontology annotation, biological process: regulation of DNA-templated transcription. The transcript is spliced from 3 exons. The record is from RefSeq and is a predicted model, not a curated record. Lineage: Eukaryota; Metazoa; Chordata; Actinopteri; Clupeiformes; Engraulidae.
AGUGGAGGUAGGUCCGUUAGUUCUGUAGUCGCAACCGCGUUCAUUUCUCUGGUAGGCCUACUACACGUUUUUUCUUCUUUUUUUUGCCCUACUACGUUGAAGUUGAACAUUGAUCGUGCUACACUGCACUUUCCGAGGAAAAGCCUCCACUAAAACUUAGCCAUGCUGUAGUGUUGUUGGAACGCCUUUAUCUUUGAUUAUGCCAUGCGUUUGCUGUGUCAUUGUUCACAAUGUCACAACAAGAUGUCCAUCUAGUGUUGGAUUACUUUUUCAACAAGAUAUAGCAUUUUGAUUAUGGUAGCGUGUGACUGUUUCUUCAGACCUGAGUUAAGGAUAAUCCGACACCUUUUCAAGCCGCUGCUAUUGUGGACUUCACGGUUCCCAAAGGCUUCAAGUGUUUUUUCCCCAUCUGAGCGCGCAAUGAGUUUCAAAGUCUGUAGAACACUGCUAAGAUGGCCUCUGCAGAAGUCAACUCUCCACUCCAGCUGAUGAGGAGCAUCAAAGAAGAGACGGAGGAGUUCAGAUUAGCUGAUUCUCCUGAACAACUGAACAUAAAAGAAGAGAGAGAAGAAUUCCCUGGUUCUUCAUCCCAGCUGAACGUAAAAGAAGAGAGAGAAGAGUUCCCUGCUUCUCAAGAACAGCUGAACAUAAAAGAAGAGACAGAGCAGUUCCACGCUUCUCCACCUCAGCUCAGGAGCGUAAAAGAGGACAGCGAGGAGACCCUGCGUUCUCUUUACAGUCUGAGGAGCGUAUCUGUAGUGCUGGUGGACUGCUGUAGACCACAAGGACGGCAGGAGAACAAUGAAGAGAACCACAGAGAUACAAGAAAGAGAUCUGGGCACUUGCUACUCUGCAGUUCCAGCGGAGCGGAGUUUAGUGGAAAAACACAUUCUGCUGCCUUCACUACAGAGAGGCCGUACCCUUGCAGCCAGUGUGACAAGAGCUUUAGGACAAAAAAAAAUCUCCGAAACCACCACCGUGUUCACACAGGGGAGAAACCAUUUUCAUGCUUAUACUGUGAAAAGACUUUCUCAAUGGCUACUACCCUCCAGCUGCAUCGCCGCAGUCACACAGGAGAGAAGCCGUACGCUUGCAGUCAGUGUGACAAGAGCUUUAAGAGAAAAGAUAAUCUCCAAGUCCACCAGCGUGUUGUUCACACAGAGGAGAAACCAUUUUCAUGCUUAGACUGUGGAAGGAGUUUUUCAACGGCUACUGCCCUCAAGAUGCAUCGCCGCAUUCACACUGGAGAGAAGCCGUACACUUGCAGUCAGUGUGACAAGAGCUUUAAGAGAAAAGAUGGACUCCAAAUCCACCAGCGUGUUGUUCACACUGGGGAGAAACCAUUUUCAUGCAAAGACUGUGGGAAGAGUUUCUCAUAUUCCUCUGCCCUCCGCACACAUAAUCGUAUUCAUACUGGAGAGAGGCCGCAUUCUUGCAAUCAGUGUGAAAAGAGCUUUAGGACAAAACAAAAUCUCCAAAACCACCACCGUGUUCACACAGGGGAGAAAAGAUUUUCAUGCACUGACUGUGGAAAGAGUUUCUUGCAGUCUUUACACCUCAACAUACAUCGCCUUAUUCACACUGGAGAGAGGCCGUACUCUUGCAGUCAGUGUGACAAGAGCUUUAAGUCAAAAGCAGAGCUCCAAAUGCACCACCGUGUUCACACAGGGGAGAAACCAUUUUCAUGCACUGACUGUGGAAAAACUUUCUCACAUUCUUCUAACCUCCACAGACAUCGUCGCAUUCACACUGGAGAGAGACCGCACGCUUGCAGUCAGUGUGAAAAGAGCUUUAAGACAAAACAACAGCUCCAAAGGCACCAGCAUGUUCACACAGGGGAGAAACCAUUUUCAUGCAAAGACUGUGGGAAGAGUUUCUCAGAUUCCUCUGCCCUCCACACACAUAAUCGUAUUCAUACUGGAGAGAGGCCGCAUUCUUGCAAUCAGUGUGAAAAGAGCUUUAGGACAAAACAACAUCUCCAAAACCACCACCGUGUUCACACAGGGGAGAAAAGAUUUUCAUGCUUAUACUGUGAAAAGACUUUCUCAACGGCUACUACCCUCCAGCUGCAUCGCCGCAGUCACACAGGAGAGACAGUCCUCUCACCUCCACACACAUCGUCGCAUUCACACUGGAGUGAGACCGUACGCUUGCAGUCAGUGUGACAAGAGCUUUAAGAGAAAAGAUAAGCUCCAAGUCCACCAGCGUGUUCACACAGGGGAGAAACCAUUUUCAUGCACUGACUGUGGAAAAACUUUCUCACA